UAAAACCGCCUCUAAACAAAAAAAGAAAAAUAGAAAGCCGCCGGCGCACAUUGGUGACGUCACCGGAUCCGCUUGACGUCAGCAAACAUGGAGGAGUAUGCCCGUGAGCCUUGCCCCUGGAGGAUAGUGGAUGACUGUGGAGGAGCUUUCACCAUGGGUGCAAUUGGAGGAGGUGUGUUCCAGGCAGUGAAGGGCUUUCGAAAUGCCCCGGCUGGUGUUGGACACAGACUGAGAGGAAGUGCAAAUGCAGUAAGAGUAAGAGCUCCUCAGAUUGGAGGUAGCUUUGCUGUCUGGGGAGGCCUCUUCUCCACAAUCGACUGUGGUUUAGUUCGUCUGAGAGGAAAAGAGGAUCCGUGGAACUCCAUAACAAGUGGUGCCUUGACUGGGGCCAUCCUAGCAGCACGCAGUGGUCCGUUAACCAUGAUGGGCUCUGCAAUGAUGGGGGGAAUCCUGCUCGCUCUCAUUGAGGGUUUUGGUAUUCUCCUGACUAGAUUCACAGCACAACAGUUUCAGAACCCUAUUCCCUUUGUAGAUGACCCCAGUCAGCUCCCUCCAAAGAACGGAGACCAGCAGCAGCAGGGUCCAAAGGGGCUGUUUCACUAGAUAACCUCUGGAAACUGUAGACACAGUGAGUCUGGCUGGAGCGUAAUGGGAAUAACACCACAGUUAACAGAAGAUUGUGGUCCCUACAGCAUUGACAAGUAGUUGCACUUUGUUAUUGUACCUCAGGGGUAAAAUAUUGUAAUUUAGUGUUUGUACGUGAAUUCUGACAUGUGAGCAAGAGUCCUAACUUUAUGUAGUCUUCAUCAGAAUGUUGUAUCAUUUUGUUUUCAUGGUUUUGUGUCAUUGCUGUGGUCUCUUUUCUUUAUGGAUUUAUUUAUUCUAUAACUAUAUGCUAGAAAUAUUUUUUAAGGAAGGGUAUUUAUUUGCUUUGUUGGAUAGAAUAAGGUAAGGAGCAUCUGUGGGAUGCAUACGUAUGGCUGCUUGCACAUGUAAAUCCUAAGGAACGUACAGAUAACUUGAUCCAGAUUUUGUCAACAUUAACUUUGCUGCUGUUCACUUUUGCACAGCAGGAGAUUUUCUACUGGAGUUGUUCUCACAUGGUUUAUGCAAUGAAAGAAGGCGUGCAGGUGAGCUCCUACCUCCCAGUAGGACAUAAAAGCCAUUACACCAGUGAAAUCAAAGCUUUCUUGAAUUUGUCUUUGUAAUGAGUAUUUUCCAGCUGAUAUUAAUACUUUGUGGUUUUUUAUUACAUGCACAGAGCAGAUAAGUAAAAAUCAACUUUCACUUCAUCUGGAAAAAUAAUGUAGCACUGAUUUUAAGUAGGAUGCACAACUAUUGGGCAAACAAAUACUUUGGAAGAUACACAUUUACUUUCACAGCUUGUCUUCCUGGCAUUUUACUGGGACGCUUGUACAAUAAUAUUCACACAAACACUACAGCCAAUUGCUUUUGAAAAUGCAAUCCCAACAGAACAAUCUGUUGAACAUUUUAUUUCUGCAGCUCAUGUCUUCAAAGGAUGUGCAGAAACUGUUGCUGAAACUAGCAGUCGGUGAGCUCGUCACAGAAUCUGGAAUCACGGGGAAGCUGAUCUAUUAACAUUUACAUUCAUAAACGUGUAGAGAAAGAGUAUUCUGCCUUUGUAUGGAAUAUAGAGCCUUGCAAAAGUAUUAAUGCCCCAUCAAGUUGUUCCAUGUUUUCUCAUGUUGCAGACUUAAAUGCACAUGUAGAAACUGAAAAAUUAUCCAUUCUUUUUGCAGAGCAGGUCAAACUUGGUCAGGCUGAAAAGAGUGUCUGUAAACAUCCAUUUUCACUUCUUGCCACAGACUCUGUUUUUGGAUUUCAGUCCGAAUUGACAGGGAGAUUCUGACACAUGACUAUGUUUUGAUCCGAACCGUCUUAAUGUACCCCUGGCUUUCUUUUCAGCGUGAUAAUCUUGUUGAAAGACGAAUCUCCGCCUGUCUCUCAAGUGUUUUGCAGACUCUUACCGGUCAUUCAGAAUUUUGCUCCAUCCAUCUUUUCAUAAUUUCUGUCCCGCUUCACUGCUGAAGAAAAGCAUCUCCAUGCUGCCACUGCCAUGUUUCACCACUGAUAUUGUGUGUUCCUGGUGACAUGGAGUGUUAUAUUUUUCUCCACAUAUAGGGUAUUACAAAUAAAAUGUUUGGUAUUAUCUGGUUACACGUUUGCUGUGUCCCUUUCAUAGCUUGUGGCAAACUGUAAUCAUGGAUAAACAUUGCUGUCUUUCAACAAUGGUGUUUCUUCUUGUUCUCAAAAAAUACCAGAAUUGUGAAGUUCACAACUAAAGGUUCUCCUGUCAACAGAUUCUUCCACCUGAACUGUGGAUCUCUGCAGCUCAUCCAGGGUUUCCAUAGGUUCCUUGGCUGCCAGUCUGUUUAAUGCCUUUCUACCCCAGCCUGUGAGUCUAGGUGGACGACCAUGUCUUGGUGGGUUUUAAGUUGUGCCAUCCUCUUUCCUUUUUCAAAAGAUGGAUUGGACAGAGCUCUGUCAGAUGAUUAAAGCUUGGGAUAUGGCUUUAUAACCUAAUUCUGCUUUAAACUCCCUGACAUACCUGAUCUGUCUGCUGUGUUCUUUGGUCUUUAUAAGGUCAUUUGUUCACUAAUAAUUUCUAACAGAACGACAACAGAACAGCUGGAUUAUUACUGAGAUUACAAGCAACUGAACAGUAUUUACUAAUUAGGUGACUCCCAAAGGCAAUUAAUUGAGCUGGAUUGUAAUUAAGGGUAUUAGAAUGCAAAUUCAUGCCACAUUUUUAAGGUUUUUUACUUUUGAAGUCCUUUUUCUUCUACUUAACAAUUAUGGACUGCUUUGUGUUGGACUGUCACAUCUAUAUAAAACUAUAAAAUACAUUCAGGUUUAUGGUUGUAGCAUAAAAAUGUAAAUAAAGCUGAAGGGGUAUGAAUAGUUUUACAAAGAACUUAAUAUGAAGGAUUUGAAACGAAGUAAGUAAGUGUCUCUUUGAACUGAUUUACACUCUAAGAACCAAAGAUUUAUUAGUAAAGAGCAAAGAUUGAUUCAGUGUUUUACUUGCCUAGUUGGUGACAUUACAUCCUGUUUGCUCUGACUGAAUUUUAUUUUCUGUAUUUAAAUGUCAGCUGUGACAAUCAGUGCUGAUGAGCAUCGGUUUUUGAAUUAUGCAUGUGUCUAUGAUGGCUCACCAAGCAUCAUUCCAUUACUAGCUUCAUUUUUCUCUCCGUCAGUAAUUUUUCAGUCUUAAAUGAGCAAAGAUAACAUCAUGUCUGCAUUAUGGAACAAUCGAUAUGGAUGUUCCUUAAAGCAGGUUUGUUAAUCUUUCAUUGUAACCGCUGCAAUAACCGUCAACUAACGCAGCGAUUUUUAUCUAACUGAAAAACUCUUCCCGUGGUCGCCCAACACAAUGUAAUGCUUUAUGUGUCAACUCUGUAUAGAAAGAUGGUUUAUUUUAUCAAACUAUAUUUAUUGUGUAAAAAUUCAUUAAAGCAAUAAAGAUUUGAGAUGUUAUUUAAGAA
Messenger RNA from Girardinichthys multiradiatus, 3506 nucleotides. It is a transcript of the gene timm17b, whose product is annotated as translocase of inner mitochondrial membrane 17 homolog B (yeast). Gene Ontology annotation, molecular function: transmembrane protein transporter activity. Gene Ontology annotation, biological process: protein import into mitochondrial matrix. Lineage: Eukaryota; Metazoa; Chordata; Actinopteri; Cyprinodontiformes; Goodeidae. The transcript has 6 exons. The record is from RefSeq and is a predicted model, not a curated record. Gene Ontology annotation, cellular component: mitochondrial inner membrane; TIM23 mitochondrial import inner membrane translocase complex. Bases 88 to 603 code for a protein of 171 amino acids.